Microtus oregoni (creeping vole) is the source of this 1776-nucleotide messenger RNA. RefSeq names its product DNA damage inducible transcript 4 (gene Ddit4). The record is from RefSeq and is a predicted model, not a curated record. Gene Ontology annotation, cellular component: cytoplasm. The coding region runs from base 221 to 910 and encodes 229 amino acids. Lineage: Eukaryota; Metazoa; Chordata; Mammalia; Rodentia; Cricetidae. The transcript is spliced from 3 exons. Gene Ontology annotation, molecular function: 14-3-3 protein binding. Gene Ontology annotation, biological process: apoptotic process; negative regulation of TOR signaling; response to hypoxia.
CUGCUGCUCUCUGGUGCUAGGGAUCGCAGCGGGCAGGGGGAGGUGCGGGAGGUUUCGAAGGGACAGGCCCGGGCAGUGAUCGGGGGGUUGGCAUCAGUUCACUCACCCUUCGAGAGACAGGGCUCGCUUGUCCACAGUCUUCGCUGACCGCGCUAGCAGCGUCUUCUGCGCUCCCUUACCCAAAGCUCCGCAGCCAUCCGUCCUGGCGUCUGACCUCACCAUGCCUAGCCUUUGGGAUCGUUUCUCGUCGUCCUCCUCCUCUUCGUCUUCGUCCGGAACUCCAGCCACUGACCGGCCACCUCGUUCCGCCUGGGGGUCUGCGGCCCGAGAAGAGGGCCUUGACCGCUGCGCGAGCCUGGAGAGCUCGGACUGUGAGUCCCUGGACAGCAGCAACAGUGGCUUCGGGCCGGAGGAAGAUUCCUCAUACCUGGACGGGGUGUCCCUGCCCGACUUUGAGCUGCUCAGCGACCCCGAGGAUGAGCAUCUGUGUGCCAACCUGAUGCAGCUGCUGCAGGAGAGCCUGUCCCAGGCGCGAUUGGGCUCGCGGCGCCCUGCGCGCCUGCUGAUGCCAAGCCAGCUGGUGAACCAGGUGGGCAAGGAACUCCUGCGCCUAGCUUACAGCGAGCCGUGCGGCCUGCGGGGGGCACUGCUGGACGUCUGUGUGGAACAAGGCAAGAGCUGCCACAGUGUGGCUCAGCUGGCCCUCGACCCCAGCCUGGUGCCUACCUUUCAAUUGACCCUGGUGCUGCGCCUUGACUCUCGCCUCUGGCCCAAGAUCCAGGGCCUGUUGAGUUCCGCCAACUCUUCCUUGGUCCCUGGCUACAGCCAGUCCCUGACGCUGAGCACCGGCUUCAGAGUCAUCAAGAAGAAACUCUACAGCUCCGAACAGCUGCUCAUCGAAGAGUGUUGAACUCCGCCCUGGGGGUGGGGGGCAUACUCCCCCCCCCCCCCCCCCGUGCGGAGACAGAAAACUUUCGUGAUGGAGACCAGCAGGCAAGGACUGAAGGACUAUAACGCCUGUGUUAGAAAACUGACCAUAGCCACCUGAGGGGCGCAGAGCCAGGUGGGAGAAGGAAGUGUCAAGGAAGGUCUCUAGGUAGUGUGCAGGUGGCUCCCUGUUGGGGCGCAUGCCCCUUAGUACUGUAGCAUGGAAACAAAGGCUUAGGGGCCACACAGGCUUCCGGCUGGAUGUGUAUGUAGCAUGUACCUUUUUUUUUUUAAUUAUUAUUAUUACUGACAGUUACAACAGCGGUAGUGUGACAGAGCCAGGAGGGCAGCCGGUCUGCACUGGCCUCUGCCCGGGUGUGUGCUGAGGGGGGGGGGGGGGGAGGUCUCGGAGAUAGUCUGUGUAUCGCGUGGUCUGAAAGGACCAAGAGUGUUUGUCGUUUGUUUCGUAGCUUUUGUUUUGGGGGGACGGGAGCUUCACUACUGACCUGUUUGAGGCAGCUAUCUUACAGACGCAUGAAUGUAAGAGUACGAAGGGUGGGUGUGAGGAUCGGUUGGGAUCUUUGACACUUGAAAAAAAAAAAUUAAAACACCUGGGAGCUUCUGUCCAGCUUAUCCCCUGCCGUGGACUGGAGGAUUGAACUGUGAGGGGGAUGGAGCUGAGGGGGGUGGGGGGGGGCUGGAACCCCCUCCCCCAGAGGAGUGCCUCCUGGGUCUUCCAUCUAGAACUGUUUACAUGAAGAUACUCACAGUUCAUGAAUACACUUGAUGUUCAAGUAUUAAGACCUAUGCAAUAUUUUUACUUUUCUAAUAAACAUGUUUGUUAAAACA